ACAGACCAUCCACCACUAUUACUCUCUCCUCCUUUCCCCUCUUUCACUUUGCUCAAUCGAAAUCUCCUCUCUUCACAAGGAAGGUGCUCUCAUCACCGUCUUCUUACGAACCAAAGGUCUUUGAUCUGGAACUUGAGAGUUUUUUACUCAGUCGAGUCGGGUAGGGGAAAUGGCGAGUGAAGCUCCGAGUUGGGCAGAUCAAUGGGGAGCCGGAGGGUUUGGGGCGAUGCCGGAGGAGGAAAACCCUAAUGCAAAGAAAGACGCCGCCGCCGGCAAAAACUCCGGCGUGGCCAAAUCUGGAAUCAACAGAGCAAAGAUCGUUGCUUUUAUUGGAGUCAAAUGGAUCAAGAAUCUUGUCCACAUGAAGAAGAAGAAGAAGGAUUCAACUUCUUGAACCCACCACCCAAAAAAAAAACUUUUUUUUUAUUUGUUUACAGUUUUGUAUGAUGCAUCCCACGACUAAGAGUUUGACCUUGUUCUAUUUGACAUGGCUCCAAUUUUCCAUUACUCCCCAAA
This is a messenger RNA of Tarenaya hassleriana, 516 nucleotides long. RefSeq lists its product as uncharacterized. The transcript has 2 exons. The record is from RefSeq and is a predicted model, not a curated record. NCBI's taxonomy places the organism in Eukaryota, Viridiplantae, Streptophyta, Magnoliopsida, Brassicales, Cleomaceae. The coding region runs from base 170 to 394 and encodes 74 amino acids.